Molecule: messenger RNA, 2507 nt
Organism: Linum trigynum
Lineage: Eukaryota; Viridiplantae; Streptophyta; Magnoliopsida; Malpighiales; Linaceae
Source: the annotation of a GenBank genome assembly
CCGCCGCAUGAGAAGGUGGUUUGUUGAUGAACCGUGUGGUAAACAAGCGGUUUGUAUUUUCAGUACAAACUGCACCUUCCAGGGGCGAUUCUAUGGCUGAUCUAGAUAAGGACAGUUUUUUAACACGACGGUUCUUGAUCGAUAUCCAAAUAGACGAGGCGGGUCGUUGACCACUCAGGCGGAAGUAGAUGCCAUUUUUAAAUUUGUGAUCGCCAAUAACCAAUCCAAAGUAGAGAUGUUUGUUUACACCGAGUCGGUCGAAGGCUAUGGAGGUCAUUCUGGAGAUGGCCAAACAUCUGAUGUCCACGGUGGAGGUGGAUUAUAUGAAGAUUAUGCCUACCAAGUUUACCAUGAUCCUCAUUCCUACCAUUAGUACCAAUAAGAAGGUGGAGGUCAUCAUCAAUCAUUCUCGUCAUAUGAAGAAGAAGCCCAACGACACCAUUGACAAUCAACAAAAAGGCUACCGGUACCAACCCGAGUACAAUUUCCAUGCAGGCAGCGGUAGUUAUUACAACUAUCAUUACAAAACUGAUGAAGGUGCCUUUCAUGUUUGGAUCAGAUGGAAGAUGCCCUGCCAGGUCUAGUUAGUGACCUUGAGGAUGAAGAAGAGGAAGACGAUGUUAGUGCAUACAGCUUCAACCCUCUUGAAGGUACUAAUGAUUCAGGCCUAGAUUCAGAUGAUGAUGAUGAUGAUGAGGUGUCUCGUGACCGUGUACUUAUCACGUACUACAAUUACAUUCCAAAUGAAAAUUGGUAUGUUGAUGCUGACAUGGAGCCGCCAGAGGUGCCAGUAUGGGGUCCACUCACUUGGUUUACAAAGGGCCAACAAUUUGAUAUGAAGAAGGAGGUGCGUCACGCUGUUGACACUGAAGCAAUGAUUCAAAGAUUUGAAUGGCGCACAACUCAUUCUGAUCCAAAGAGGCUCAUAGUUAGAUGCCAAAAUCAACACAAGGGAUGCAAGGCUAGGGACCGGGCCAUCAAGAGUAAGAGAGUCGGUCAUUGGGUCAUAUCCCCUGCGGUGAACAAUCACAUGUUUGUCAUCAAUAACAUCCCAAGGUCAUCGACAAUUGAAAUCUAGGGUGGUUGUCGUGGCUAUCAAGUAUCUAAUUGAGCAAUAGUCCGACUUGAAGGUGAAAGUCAUCAUCGCCGACAUUUCUAGUUGUUAUGGAUAUAUUAUUAACUAUAAGAAGGCGUGACAUGGAAAUUGUGACAAUACAACUUUAUUUUCUUGUUUUGGCAUUGCAGAUGACUGAAUAUUUACUAUUUAGAUAUUCUAUACCAUCAUGGUGGAGUCAUGGACUUCUCGGGUUUGGAACCACAAUAUGUUGGUGGUUUUUUAGAGAAGAUAUCGAUGGAUAUUGAUGAAGCGUCGUACUUCGAAUUAGUUUGAAGUGUCAACUAACGGUCAAACGAACGGAAAGUUGACGAUUUGGAUAUUAGAUUGUUUUCGAAAAUGUUUGGCUAUUAUAUUGUUUAAAAUGAAAUGUUUGGAUAUUAAAUUGUAUUUACCCUAAAAUAAGAGCAUACCAUAUGGUAUGAAAGCAUAUUAUGCUGAUAUGAACAUAUCAAAACUGUAGGAUGGUUGAAUACAUGAUAGUAGUAAUAUACUAACUGUCAUUUACGACUUUCAACAUUGUGUACCACAAUAUACCACCUCCUAUACAAGAGUUGUAUUGUAUGGUAUUUUUGAUCUUUUAUUUUGUUCACCCAUAAAUUUGUAGAUCCAAUAGAUCAUGAUAAACUCGUUCUUUUUGUGCAAAAAUUUUCAAAAAUGACUUAAAAAUAAAGGAGAUAGCAUACAGUAUGUAGUUGGUAAAGAGAUGUAUGAAAAAAUUUUCUAAAAAAUAAGAUAGAAGAAGAUAAGAAUCGAUUAAGAAAAUUAGAAAAAAUAAAAUAUUUUUAAUUCUCCACCUUUAUAUUUGAGUUUUCUGGACCCACUUAAAAAAGAAGGUCCAGAUUUAGUUAUCCAAAUGUUGCAUUAACCCAUAACCCUAACUUGAGCCGCAGUAGCCUGAGCGCCUAGCUCUACUUGAACUUUUUUUGGUAAUUAAUAGAAAAUUUAAUAGAACCAUAAAAGUUGUUAAGAUAGGAAUACAAUCACAUAUUGCAUCGAUCAAGUCCUUCGCUGCUGCUCCCCAUCUCACCCAAUUGAACUCCUAGUUCUCCAAUCAGUGCGAUUUUGACACCACCCUGUCGUAUCUUCUCUUGGUUUGGUGAUGUUUUACCCUAUUUGCAAUAAAGAUUUAUGAUGGGUCAUUUCGAAUCUUGUUUGUUAUGGUUUGCAAUUUGUCUAGACGAGAUUGUGGUAAAAACAUGGGAAGAAGGGGCGUCAUUUGCCGCUUGGGCAUUUUUUUGCCUCUUUUAUUCAUUCCGGUUUCUCUUUCACAUUUAUUUCCUCAAACCCAUUGGAUUUUGCUUUGUAUUCGGUUCUGGCUUGCUUUUUUGUAGGGGUGGGGAAACAGUUGCUGUUAAAUUGCAACCGCACCGAAUAAGAGCAGUUUAUGGUU